Messenger RNA from Fusarium pseudograminearum CS3096, 2013 nucleotides. RefSeq lists its product as uncharacterized. The transcript has 4 exons. Lineage: Eukaryota; Fungi; Ascomycota; Sordariomycetes; Hypocreales; Nectriaceae. Gene Ontology annotation, molecular function: protein binding. The coding region runs from base 1 to 2013 and encodes 670 amino acids. The record is from RefSeq and is a predicted model, not a curated record.
AUGGCGGUAGAAGAGGGCGAUAUCUACCCGACCGAGGCCCUCAUUCUAAAACAGUCGCGGAGACAUUACCGUAUACCCGUGCGAUCACAGCACUGGCAGCUACGCUCUCUCAUUAGCGCUGAGAAACAAAGCACCGUGUAUUUUCCCGGAGGCACCGGCAGCAAUCAUAUCCAGCGACUGAACGUAUCAACCCGACAAUGCGAAACCAUCAAACUCCUGACUUUUGCGCCGCGAUGUCUCGUUGCUGAGAAAGGAUGGUUGUGCUGUGGGAGCGAAAGUGGCGACUUCGUAGCAAUACGGCUCGAUGAAGGAAACGAAGACAACGACGAUCCUCUGUCUGGAAUCGACCCGGAAACUCGACUUCAUCUCGGCCUUGAUGCCUUCCCUAACGAUCCCGUGUUCUCUCUCAUCUCCCGCGCCAGGCGAUCCCAAAAGAAUAUGAUCGCCAAAAGCAUGAAGUUGGCCAAAGACAGGGUUAAUUGCAUCACGCUCUGGUUUCCUCCUACGACCAUGCCGGCGAAUGCAAAAGCCUAUAAGGAACCAGUAGCGGUACUAGCGAAUAACGACCGGACCGUUACCCUUGUCAGUCUACGUGAUUUUGAAGAAAAAGACAAGACGGAGGCGUUGGAUAUUAUCACGUACCCCGACUUUGUGAACCGAUCUCUUCUAUCUCCCGACGGAAGGUUCCUCAUCUCCAUUCUUGACGAUCCAUACAUGUACAUCCACGAGCGAGUAAGGAAGACCACCGAAUCGCCAGCAACCAAGUCACCCGAUGAAAUCUCAUACCAAUGGGAGCAGACUCAAAGAAUUCUACUCAAAAGUCAACGAAAAGACGAUAGAACUGACAGCAGAGGAAGCUUCGCGGCCUGCUUCUCAGAAUCAGGAGCGUACCUCGCCAUCGGAACUCAACAUGGCACGAUUUCUAUCUUCAACGCCGCUCUUCUUGCAGACCCCGAUGCCAACCCCCUUAUUACAACCUUUGAGUCCUCCCGACCACGCAGUGGCCCUGGUGCUAUCCGAGAUAUGGCAUUUUGUCCCGGCCCGUACGACUUGUUAGCCUGGACAGAGGACAGAGGACAUGUCGGGAUCGUCGAUAUGCGGAGCAACUUUGUCAUUCGCCAGAUUGUCGAUAUUGAAGAUCCAGCGUUCGAGCAUAUCAACAUUCUCGACCGAAACACUACUAUUAUUGACCCGCGCGAUUUGGAAAGUCAUCGCGAGAGAAGAGACAACGACGCAGCUACGGGCGCCAUAGAGAACCAGAGGCGCCGCGAGGUGCUCGAGCAUCUCAACACUCCACUUACUGCUAGCGAGACGUUGGUGCUUGAAGCCAUGCAGAUGGGCCGAUCCAAUCGUGAGAGAACGAUUCAGCGAGCUGCAGCGCCAGAGGAUAGGCCGAUUGGGGGGCCGACCACAUUUUGGGCACGUCGCCGGGCCCCUAUUUCUGCUGCCGCUGGUAAUGCCGAGCAGUCUAAUGAUCGUGGAAGUAGUAGUGUUGGUCGACCAAUGGGGGGUCUUCUGGCUAAUAAUCCUCGGUUUCGUCCUGGCAAUAUCACGCGAGCUGCAAGGCCCACGGGUAUUGCCGAGGGCGAAACCCUCGAAGGCUUUGCAAGGAGAAGACGCGAAGAGGAGCGUCGACAGGAAAGUCUUGGCGAAACCAUGGCGAUGCUUAGUAGAGAACGUCAACGACGGGAGAGUCUUGGUGAGAACGUGGCUGAACGUCAGCGACAAGACCCUUCCUACCUCCAAGUACUUGAUAUCCUUCAGGCGCGAGAGCGAGACUCCGAUCGCGAACUAGAUGACACCACGAUAAUAGUUCCACUGGUGAAUCAAGUUGUGAACAGAUGGGAGGAAGAUCAUGGUGUGUUUGAGGUGCCGCCUUCGCCAGACAACACUGCCGGGCUGGCUUGGAGUGAAGACGGUCGUAUUCUUUUUGUCGGCGCACAGAACGGCAUAUACGAACUUCACGUCGACGUGCAAAGCAGAAAGUUUUGCCCCAGUAUUUCGAUGAGGUGA